Messenger RNA from Cucurbitaria berberidis CBS 394.84, 2640 nucleotides. RefSeq lists its product as uncharacterized. The record is from RefSeq and is a predicted model, not a curated record. Lineage: Eukaryota; Fungi; Ascomycota; Dothideomycetes; Pleosporales; Cucurbitariaceae. Bases 1 to 2640 code for a protein of 879 amino acids. The transcript has 2 exons.
AUGGUGCGACCAAUACCCGCUGUUGGCCUCGCUUCGGCAUUGGUUCAAAUAAUUGACUUUACUAUCAACACGCUGCGCAAAGACCAUCCUAUCUUUCAACCUAGCGACCCAUCAACAACGCCCGUGGAGAAUGCUGCAUUUCUCCAGGAUCUAGUACAGAACUUGUAUCGCCUAAUCGAUCUCAUCGAUCAGUCUGAACUCAAGAAGAUACACGAUGAGAAGAGCGCCAACAAGGCUGCGAAGAAAUUGAGCGAAGCGGCACAACAGCUUCUAAAACUCAGUGACCAGACCAAGGAACUCACCACCUCGCUCAUCGAUGCGCUCAUAGCAGCGCAAACAAGAGGUAGCUUUGGCGACCCAAGAUGGGGUACGGCGAGAGAAGCAUUGACGAACGGCGUGUGGAAACAGGGCGAUGUCACAGGAGCCAAGAAGAAAUUUCGCGCGUUACGGAGGGAGGUCGAAACUGCUCUCCUUCUCGCUUUGCGCCAGUAUCUGGACCAAUCCGCUGAGAGUGGACUUCCUGUCUUUACCGCCGAGGACUCAGGGCGCUUGCAUCACUGGGAGAAAUGGCAGAAUACCGCCCUAGACGCUAUCCAUGCAAAUGAUUGGAAACAUAACAAGAAGAAGAACGUCGAAGAGUUCUCGAAACAGGUCGAUACGCUAAUUCAAGCGGAGAAAGAAGCGCACUUUUGUGAAACAAUGUUCAAGUUGUUGUGGUUUGAAGAGCUGGACGAUAGGUUGAAUAGCAUUGCGAAGCCAUUAGGCAACGGCUUUGAAUUCGUAUUCGGAGAAAGUCAGCAGCAAGUGGGCGGGCUGUUGGAGUGGUUUGGGAGUUCGAGGGGAGAAGGGCUGUAUUGGGUGACUGGCAAGCCUGGCUCCGGCAAAACUACACUGAUGAAGCAUCUUUUCCGCAAUCCGCGUAUCUUUUCUAGCCUCGAAGCGUGGUCCGGCCCAACUCCGGGCAUUACCUCUGGCUUCUUCUUUUGGGGCUGCGGAAAUGAACUGCAGAAAUCAUCAGUCGGUCUGCUACGCACAAUUCUCUAUGAGUCGCUCCAAGACAUGGUAUUUGGUCCCCUCGAACAAGGCCAGGAUGUUAUUCAGUGGCUCUUUACGGACCGCUGGAACCAGUUUACUUCCUACGGCGGCGGGCUACACGAGUUCUCGUUCCCUGAAUUACGACGCGCGUUCGAGGUCAUGGUCUCUGACGUCUCCAAGAAGUUUCUAUUCCUGAUUGAUGGGUUGGACGAGAUGGAUGAGUAUCCCAAUGAACUCAUAGACAUGAUCCUCAGUGCUACGAAGAAGGACCACAUCAAGAUUUGUGUUUCGAGCCGCGAGUCGGCUAUCUUCCUGACCGCUUUUGAACAAAGACCGCGCUUGGUGGUGAACGAGCAUACUGAUGACGAUAUUCAAGCAUAUGUUAAGAGCACAUUCAACCGAGAGAUCAAACUAGAAAAAUUGCGCGGAAAGAGAGACGGCGAGAAAGAAACGAGUAUCGUUAGCACGCUGGCUAAGAAAGCCUCCGGGGUGUUUCUUUGGGCUACACUGAGUACCGCUUUCCUGCUGCUAGGACUCCAGGAAGGAGACGACUUCCUCGUACUGAAAGACCGCGCGGACGCCCUACCGUACCAGCUAGACGACUUACUGCCGCACAUCCUAGAUAAGGUCGAAAUCACCGAUCUUGAGGCAAUAUGGAAAGUUCACGUGCUACUCCAAAAACACAGUUACCCGGGUAUUCUACCACUCUCCUUUGCACUCACGGCGGAAAUACCCGCUACCUUCGCAGCCGACGUGCGCCCUCUGAAACCUGUGGAAAUCACAAAGCGCAUCGACGACAUGCACACGCUACUCACACAACAAUGCAAAACCCUCGUCACAAUUUACAACACAGGUCCCCCAGAGCAACUCGGCAUUGACGAAAGCCCAGACAAUCUGAAAGUGACAUAUACGCACCGCGCGAUCCGCGAUUACCUCUUCUCGCAACCCGAGCUGUUCAGCAAAAUCCCUACCAACGCCAGCACCUUAUUCGCCGAGCAACAGUGGGCAAAUGCACAUCUUUGGACGCUCAAAACACUUGCUCUACCUCUCCUCUCCCCGUCCAGCUCCGACGCCAUCGUGCCCUUGCGGAUCUGGACGCCGCUCUCCCGCGCGUUAGAAGCCAGUCUCACAUUAUGCGCCGAGACGAAGAAACUGCCACUGACGUACAUGCAUGCUGCGCUCUCGACGGCGAUAUUCUUGCAUUUAAAGAGUGAGACGGGGUCGGAUCUGCCGUACUUCCCCGGCCCCUUGUCCUCCUCCUCUUCUUCCUCUGCGACAUCUGCUACUAGUCUCACCACAGCACUUGAUCUCGCUGUCCUGCUCAAUCUGCAGGGAUACGUGGCGGUCAAAGCGAAAGGUGCAGAGAGGAAGGAUGUUAGGCAUGCUAUUGAGUUUAAUCGCGAGAUGCGGAAGAGGCUAGGCGCGGGCGGGGAGGCGAGAUGGUUUGGAACCGGCGGUGGUGGAGUGGGAAAGGGGAACGAAGGGAAGUUGAAAGCGGAGUAUGGGAGGGUGCGGACGGAGAUGGACGCGUUGCUGGAGUAUUAUGCCAAGGCGGUGCGGUUUGGGACGCCGAAGCCGCAUGUUGAUGUGCCGGAGUACGUGUAA